AUUUGGGGGAGUAUUUUUCCCCUUUAAGGCGUUCUUGGGUGGAGUUACAGUACCGUGCUCAGGGUGUUGGAUCCAUUAUAAGGAGUUAUGGAAAACCACGUCACUCUGACAAAAUCAGUUUCACCUCCCUGUGUUGUUGACAGAGGAAGGAUGUUGCACAUGGCUCAGAUUUGAUGGGAGACCGGUUCACAGUACAGUUUGACAACGUUUUCUAUCACUGGACAGGAGACGAUCGACCAGCCCGACUUUAGGUGAUGGAGAAGUAGCCCGCAUUUUCAUGCUUACGACUGACUACAAUGACGCUGUUACCGCUUCAAUGGAGCUGACUUGCACUGGAGUUUUAUAUCAACAUCUACGGGAUAAUAAUAAUUGAUAAUAAUUUAUAAAAGUAAAAUUUCCGCCAAACAUGGAUGGAAAUCAGAAGAACUACUGGGGACAGCCUAACCUGAACAGAGUGGGCUUUGGCCUGAGUGCUGACAUAGAGCACAACCUGAGGGAGCUUCAACCACCGCGGAUAGCCAAGGAAUUUCACCCCAACAUCUCCUUCUCCCAGUCUCCCUUCUGCUCAGAUUCUUACCGGCUACCAUCAGAUAACACACUGCUGCCAAAUGAAGGAGACCAAGUGGUCCCUUCUCCUCAGAGACGAGCAAUGUUUGGGGGCCAUCAGAAAGAGGCAAAACCCCUCCCGCCGCUGCCUGACCCUGAGGAGUUCAUGUCAGAUGAAGCAGCUGAUAGUGAGGUUGAGUUCUUUACCAGUGAUCGCCAGCGCCUUUUACCUAAAAGCUGCCCUAAGGCCAUCUGCAGGGGCAGCAGCAAAGACUAUGGCAAAGUAAAUCAUGCCUAUCAGGAGAACUCAUUAAGGGAUGGGGGCGCAUGGACUGGCUCCUUCGCUUUGUCUUGGCCAAGCAGAGAUGACAGGCCAGUGAGUAGUGGAAGCAGGUUUGGAGCUAAAAACUGGUCCUUUGCCCUCCAGAGAGAAGACAACCAGCAUGCAGAGUCUGGCAUCAGGGAUGCUUUUGGAAGCAAACAGCCAGAACAGCACAACUCAUCCAGAAUCCGAUUUUCGUGUUCAGGUCUUCCUUCUCAGUCACAAAACAGUUUCCCAACUCAGCCCACUGAAAAGCCCCAAAUCCCUCCUCGUAUCCCCAUCCCACCUAAACCCUCAGUUUUUUCAAAAACAGUGAGCGCCAACGAGGAAGACAAGCCUCCCAAAAUCCCUCCAAGAGUCCCUUUAGUCCCACCUUGCCCACCACGCACCCCUAGCCCCAAAUGUCUCCCAAUUUACAUCAACGGAGUGAUGCCUGUCACACAGAGUUUUGCUGCUAACCCAAAUUAUGUAAGUAAGGCAUUACAAAGACAACAGAGUGAGAGGGCACCACCUACUGCACAGCUUUCUCCAUGUAUUGUUCCGAUUUUGAAGGAUGGCAAGCAGGCCAGCAAUACACACUACAUCCUCCUGCCGCCAGACCGACCGGCACACACACACAGACGAGAAAGACUCCUUAGCGAACCAAACAGGACCGCAAGUACCGGCAUCUGGCUGAAACGGUAGAGAUCCCCACUGUUUCUGAAACACUGAAGAGUAAAUAAGUGACUUACAUCAUAAACCCUAUUGUAGUGUGUAAGAAAAAUGGGUACUCACGUUUCUAAUAUCACAUUGUUACUCUUUUAAAUGACUUACGCAUUUGUUUUAUGCAACUGUGAGGUUUUUGUCUGUUUGUGACUGAACAUUUACCUAUCAGUAUUCUGGAGAUGCUUCCUCUUGUUCAAUCUACAACUCAGUAUUAACACUAAUACUGGAGAGACAUUUAUCUCCUGGAAGAGUUUCUAUUUUGACUGAAGCUGACUUUGAUAUUGCAGCGUUAGUUUUUAAAGCCCAGCAGCCACAUGCUCACGUCACUAAAAUUAGCCUGAGCUAAUACUGUAUUUCUUAUUGAGGGUAAAUGAUCAAAGGUACAAGCUGGGCUUGUUUCAGACUCUUCAUUUAAUGUGUUAUUAUUAUUUUUUAUGAGAAAAAACUAAUUUAUUCAUAGAUUUCAUGUUUUGCCAAAUAAUUCUCAAAUUUUAUGUACGCUAGACAUUGUAGAAUAUGGUCAAUACUGAUACAGAAUCAGAUCCUGCUUUGAUCAAUAAAGGCAUUAGAUACUUCACCUGACCUGGCCCAUGCUUUGGGAGGUUUCAGUAGAUUCUUAAAAUCUUUGUAUUUUCUUAAAAUGCAUUUGCAUUUCUUUUACACAGAUUUUAACUUUUAAAAAGUUUGAUCUUUGGACUUUGGUUACAUCCAGCAGCAUUUUACCUGUUAAAUACACUCUCCUGUUAAAUCUAAUGGGAAAGUGUGUCCAAACUUUUGACUGGUAGUGUAUGUAAAUUACGCCUUCGUGUAAAGGUUUGAUUCAUUGUAAUUUGUGCAGAUGUGUAAAUUUAGUCCUACAUCCAGAGAUCAAAACACAAAAUUAGAAUUAAAAUUCAAACUUGAUUAAAACUUGAAGUUACUUAAACAUAAAAUCACUAUUAAAUCGCUAUGAGAAAUCAAUUUAAUGAUUUUUCUCAAAUGUCUAUAUAGUAAAACAGUAAUGGAUUUGAUCUUUAGUUAUGUUUUUUUUUUUUUUUUAAUUUUGUGGAUGGGACUGAAAUCAUGUCAUGUUUACACUGCUGAAGAUCAGGUCCAUGUUUACAACCUUUGUUACACCAAACUGUUGGAAAUUCUAAUGAAGGUUACAUAGUAAAGGCUGGAAGUUCAUUAUUUUGUGUAAAUAAUAAAUUGCUUUUUAAUCUAUUUAUAGAAAUAAAUAACUUAUUCAUUCUA
Molecule: messenger RNA, 2806 nt
Organism: Melanotaenia boesemani (Boeseman's rainbowfish)
Lineage: Eukaryota; Metazoa; Chordata; Actinopteri; Atheriniformes; Melanotaeniidae
Product: ERBB receptor feedback inhibitor 1
Exons: 4
Coding region: 407-1552 (381 amino acids)
Biological process (GO): regulation of keratinocyte differentiation; negative regulation of epidermal growth factor receptor signaling pathway
Cellular component (GO): extrinsic component of cytoplasmic side of plasma membrane
Source: RefSeq, a predicted model, not a curated record